This is a messenger RNA of Musca vetustissima, 2463 nucleotides long. Its product is annotated as nuclear pore complex protein Nup93-1-like. The coding region runs from base 1 to 2430 and encodes 809 amino acids. The transcript is spliced from 11 exons. Gene Ontology annotation, biological process: poly(A)+ mRNA export from nucleus; protein import into nucleus. Gene Ontology annotation, cellular component: nuclear pore. NCBI's taxonomy places the organism in Eukaryota, Metazoa, Arthropoda, Insecta, Diptera, Muscidae. Gene Ontology annotation, molecular function: structural constituent of nuclear pore. The record is from RefSeq and is a predicted model, not a curated record.
AUGGAUUUUAAUUCACUACUACAACAAGCUCAACGUCUGACCAAUGAGACACAAACCUCAGAGGAGUUGCCUCGUGUUGAGCGCACAAUUUCGCAGGUGUUGGAAGCUACCAAAGAGCUGCAUUCGCGAGUAACCCAAACGGGGGCACAGGAUAUACAAGCUCACAUUUUGCUUGGUUCCAAGGGAAUUGAUUUGCCAAAAAUCUCCCAAAAGUUGGAAUCUUUAAAUGCCCGGAAAACGUUUGAGCCUUUGGAUCCAAUUGCUGAUACGGAUAUACAAAGUUUUUUGAAAAAUGAAAAAGAAAAUGCCAUUCUGUCGGUUAUUGAAGAGGUGCAUAAGAAUUCCUUCUUAAAUGCCCAAAAACGUAAAUGGGAACACAUAAAAUCCGAUUGGCGCCAAGAAAAAAUGAAACUAAUGAAUGCCUUGGUGGGUCCAUCACAAAAUUGGAUCGAUAUCCAAAAAUUACCCGAACAAACAAUCAUCAAUGAGACAUUUGGUACCCGUUCGUGUCUGAAUAGAAUUGAAAUGGCAUAUGCCCGUGAGGUGUAUGAUUACAAUGCCAUUGUCAUUAAGGGCGCUUUCCGUCCUAGCUUGGUCCAGAGAUUUGCCAAGGUUGCCCAGACAUUCGAUGAUCCCAAAAUCAAUGAAAUUUGGGAAAUUAUGAAGUAUAUGGUCGAUGUAACUCCGGUGUCGCGAAAUCGUGAUCCCAUGCAAAGUCGCCAACAAGUUAAUCAAUUUGUCGAUCAAGCCAAGAAAUAUUUGGAGAAUCGCUACAAACUCUAUAUGUCUACAAUAAUUAGUGGUAAUUUGCGAGAGGCUCAACGUGGUGGCGUGCCAAGCAUUUUCAAUUUGGUUUCAUCAUUUGUGAGUCUGACAUUUAAUCAGGGCAAUAGUUUUGGUCUGCAAGAUGCCACCAUAGAUGGCAAACCAUUGUGGCCCAUGGUAUAUUAUUGCCUGAGAUGUGGUGAUUUACAGUCGGCCUUGAAGUGUAUGCAGGUUGGAGGAGCUGGUCAUGAAGAUUUCAUACAAGUCUUGGAGGACAAAGUCAAUAAACCCGAACAGAAAAUAAAUUCCAAACUUGAGGGACAACUUAAACUACAUUAUUGUAAUAAAAUUAAGAAUUCCACAGAUCCCUACAAGAAGGCUGUUUAUUGUAUUAUUGCUGGUUGCGAUCCCAAUGAACAACACUUUGAAGUUGCCAAAACCACAGAUGAUUUCCUCUGGAUCCAAUUGUCCAUAUUACGUACCGACGUUAGUGACAAUUCAGAUGCUUUAACAUAUUCCGGCCUUCAAACGAUGAUAUUGGAAAAAUAUGGUGAAAAACAUUUUAAUGCUGGGGAACAACAACAUCUAUAUUUCCAAGUGUUGGCCCUUACGGGACAAUUUGAGGCUGCCAUUGAAUUUCUUUCACGCACCGAAAAAUAUCGUGUUCAUGCUGUUCACAUUGCUUUGGCACUCAAUGAAAUGUUUUUAAUUGCCGGUCCAAGAAAUGUUCAGGAGCCACUGCUAUCUGUGGACAUAGAAGAUCCCAUACCUAUGCGCCGUUUAAACAUUGCCCGUUUGGUUAUGUUGUAUGUUAAGAAAUUCGAAAUUACCGAUCCCGCCGAAGCUCUACAAUAUUUCUUCUUUUUGCGUAAUCUAAAAGAUCCAGAAGGCCGCAAUCUGUUUUUGGUUUGUGUUAGCGAUUUGGCCAUUGAGUGUCGUGAUUAUGAUUUGAUUUUUGGUAAAAUGAUGCCAACUGGUUUGCCAGCCGGUGGCCUUUUCCAACAAUUCGACUGUGUUGAAUUCGAUACUCGUGUUGCAGCCGGUAUGGUGGCCGAGGAAUUGGUGCGCAAGGGAAUGUUUGAAGAUGCCAUUAAACUGUUCGAUAUUGCAAAUAUGCAAAGUCAAUCGCUGCGUUACCUUUCAUUAAUGCUCUCACAAGUUGUACAUCAAAGCUCUAAAAAAGGUUCGCUGCGUGAACGUCUCUCAAUUAUGGCCGGCGAUUUUAGUGAACGUUUACGUGGCAGCCGCAUUGAAUGUGAACCACAAGUUAUAGCCACAUUUAAUUUGUUGACCGAGUUGGUGGCAUUCUUUGAUUAUUAUCAUGAACGUAAAUAUCAAAUCGCAUUGGAAGUUUUGGCCAAUACCAAACUGGUGCCAAUGUCUAUGAACGAUUUGGAAGAGUGUAUUAGUAAUUUUAAACGUUUGGGCGGUGAAAUAUGUAAAGUGUAUCCAGAUAUUCUAUUGGCUGCCAUGGAUAUUUUGUAUUCACAAUACAAAGCUAUCAAGGGCAAGGAUUCCGUGAUGUUGGAUACUGGCAGAGAUAGUCAAUUACAACAUCUACGACAAAAGGCGAAAGCAUUGACAAAUAUGGCAGCCACUGUUCCAUAUCGUAUGCCAGGCGAUACAAACAAAAGACUGGUACAAACUGAAAUAUUAAUGCAUUAGUUUUUAAGCCAAAAUCUUAAUAUUGUGUACAAG